CAUACAUGCAUACAGGAUACAGCCAUGGCGUCGUUCCUCAAGAAACUUGCAGUGGUCGUCGGCUUCGCCAUGGCCUUGCUCGUCGCGUCAAAUGGCGAAGAAACUUCCUCAUUCGGCGGAUCAGCACUCUGUGAUUCGAGCACGGGUGUCACCUGCACGUCCGACGCGGGUUGCGUGACCAUCUGCAAGCAAAGGGCUGGGCAAAACUACGUCAAUGGCUACUGCUCCCCGGAGCCUAAUAAUGCCGUGGGCGGCGGCCGUUCAUGCGUGUGCGUCGAGAGGUGUGGUGCACAACCGACGCCGCUGGAGAAGCCGGCGACGGCGACGACGCCGGCAAGGAUGGGAAUGCUAGACUGAUUGUUUUUUUUUUUUUGUUAAGUGGAUCUGGACAUGAAUGGCUGAACGCCUUUGAUAUCAUCUCGAUCUGCUCU
Messenger RNA from Sorghum bicolor (sorghum), 431 nucleotides. RefSeq lists its product as uncharacterized. NCBI's taxonomy places the organism in Eukaryota, Viridiplantae, Streptophyta, Magnoliopsida, Poales, Poaceae. Bases 25 to 357 code for a protein of 110 amino acids. The transcript is spliced from 2 exons. The record is from RefSeq and is a predicted model, not a curated record.